Molecule: messenger RNA, 344 nt
Organism: Nothoprocta perdicaria
Lineage: Eukaryota; Metazoa; Chordata; Aves; Tinamiformes; Tinamidae
Gene: RPS21
Product: ribosomal protein S21
Exons: 5
Coding region: 40-291 (83 amino acids)
Biological process (GO): translation; endonucleolytic cleavage to generate mature 3'-end of SSU-rRNA from (SSU-rRNA, 5.8S rRNA, LSU-rRNA); endonucleolytic cleavage in ITS1 to separate SSU-rRNA from 5.8S rRNA and LSU-rRNA from tricistronic rRNA transcript (SSU-rRNA, 5.8S rRNA, LSU-rRNA)
Cellular component (GO): ribosome; cytosolic small ribosomal subunit
Molecular function (GO): structural constituent of ribosome
Source: RefSeq, a predicted model, not a curated record
AGGUGUCGCCCGGUGCCCGUGCUCGGCGUGAGGCGCAAGAUGCAGAACGACGCCGGCGAGUUCGUGGACCUCUACGUGCCGCGCAAAUGCUCUGCCAGCAACCGAAUAAUUGGUGCCAAGGAUCAUGCUUCUAUUCAGAUAAAUAUUUCUGAGGUUGACAAGGUAACAGGCAGAGUCAACGGCCAGUUCAAAACAUAUGCCAUUUGCGGAGCCAUCCGUAGAAUGGGGGAAUCAGAUGACUCUAUUCUGCGUCUGGCAAAAAAUGAUGGAAUUGUUUCCAAGAAUUUCUGACUGAAGAAGCUCUGGUGUGGAACAUCUGAUGUAAAAUAAACAAUUCCAAUCUA